AAAAAAAAAACCCUAUCCACCCCCCCCCCNCCCCCCCCCCCCCCGUAUCCACAAUGCCCAACCCCACACUCAAAAUCAUUCUAGGUUUUGCUAUACAGUGAGAACAAGUGAUGAUACUGAUGGCUGUUAAACUUCUGUUCCCUUUGUUUCUACUUACUUGUUUUCUGCUUCACCUCUGUGCUUCCACUUCUGUCCCUAAUAAGACACUUGAUUCACAAGUAGUUUCAUCUUCUGGGAAUCAAAGUCAUGAUGAUGGAAGAUGUGAUCCUGGUUGGUUUAGCAGCCCAAAUGGGAAAAAGUGUUUCAAAUAUAAUGCGACCUCUUUGCAAUGGACUGAAUCAGAGACUUACUGCAAUGGUUUUGGAGGAAACCUGGCUGCCAUAACAUCUUCAGAAGAACUGAACUUUGUCCAAAAGCUUUGUGGCAAUGAUAGUAACGGAUGCUGGGUUGGCGGAAGGAGCAUCCAUACCACAGCUGGGUUGGGUUGGAAAUGGUCUGAUAAUGCUUCUAGCUGGAAUGAGAGUAUUGCUCCUAAGACAACUUUGGACUCAAGUUGCAAAAAUUUCUCAUGCUAUGGCUUUAAGUCGGUGGAUUUGUGUACAUCGAUAACCAAUGGUGCUAUUAUAGCUGAGAGAUGCAAUGUAACUCAUGCUUCUAUAUGCACACUUGGUGCUGGGAGCAAGUGUCGCCAUAUGCGUUGCCACAGGGAGUAUCUCAUUAUUCUUGCAGUUGUGAGUGGGUUGAUCCUUUGCACUACUUUGGCUAUUGUGAUAUGGCUUCUUGUAUUUAGGCGAAGUAAAAGACGCAAAAGAUCAUCGCGUGCAUCAUUAGCAUUAGUUCCCCCGUCUUGGAAAAUUUUCAAUCGUGAUGAAGUAAAGUCCAUGACAAAGAAUUUCAGUGAAGCAAAUCGUCUCCUUGGGGAUGCCAAAACAGGUGGUACCUAUAGUGGGCUUUUACCUGAUGGUUCAAGGGUGGCUGUGAAAAGAUUGAAGAGGUGCGGUAUUCAGAGGAAGAAAGAGUUCUACUCUGAGAUUGGAAGGGUUGCAAGACUUCAUCAUUCAAAUCUGGUAUCUAUCAAAGGAUGUUGCUAUCAUCAUGGUGACCGCUAUAUUCUGUACGAGUUUAUUAUCAAUGGACCCCUGGAUAGGUGGCUACACCAUAUUCCUAGAGGAGGUAGGAGUUUAGACUGGAGCAUGAGAAUGAAGGUCGCCACCACCCUUGCUCAAGGGAUUGCGUUUCUUCAUGACAAAAUGAAGCCACAAGUUGUGCAUAGGGAUAUCCGUGCAAGCAAUGUUCUUCUUGACGAAGACUUUGGCGCCCAUCUAAUGGGAGUUGGUCUGUCUAAGUUUGUACCAUGGGAAAUUAUGCAUGAGAGGAGAGUCAUGGCAGGUGGUACUCAUGGGUAUCUUGCUCCGGAGUUUGUUUACAGAAAUGAGCUUACUACAAAGAGUGACGUCUACAGCUUUGGAGUCCUCUUGCUUGAAAUAAUUAGUGGACGAAGACCAGCACAGGCAGUUGAUUCUGUUGGGUGGCAAAGUAUAUUUGAAUGGGCCACGCCUCUGGUGCAGGCUCAUCGAUAUGUUGAACUCUUGGAUCCUCUCAUAUCAUCUUCUUCCUCUUCUCAGAUUCCUGAAGUUGGAGUCAUCCAAAAAGUUGUUGAUCUUGUUUAUUCUUGUACACAACAUGUACCAUCAAUGCGUCCGAGGAUGUCACACGUCGUCCAUCAGCUACAACAAUUAGCUCAGCCCCCUAUUGUAAAGUAAGUGGAUAAGAAUUAUAGUUCAGCAUUUCUUUUGACUGAAACCAGCCUGCAAUCUUUUAUCCUAGUUGCAAGGGCUAAUUGUAUUAGGCAUUAUUUUUGAACUUGACAUGCAAGGCCUUGAGGCUUGAACCAGUCCAUGAUGGUUGAGAUGUAAUACAACAACUAAUCUGUAUCACCAAAGCCAGUAUGCUUUCAUCUGCUGCUGCUUUGCAUUGUUUACUUGUAGCACCUGUAUUU
Messenger RNA from Solanum stenotomum, 1999 nucleotides. Its product is annotated as C-type lectin receptor-like tyrosine-protein kinase At1g52310. The record is from RefSeq and is a predicted model, not a curated record. The transcript has 5 exons. Lineage: Eukaryota; Viridiplantae; Streptophyta; Magnoliopsida; Solanales; Solanaceae. Gene Ontology annotation, molecular function: protein tyrosine kinase activity; ATP binding. Bases 111 to 1763 code for a protein of 550 amino acids. Gene Ontology annotation, biological process: protein phosphorylation.